This is a messenger RNA of Klebsormidium nitens, 2022 nucleotides long. NCBI's taxonomy places the organism in Eukaryota, Viridiplantae, Streptophyta, Klebsormidiophyceae, Klebsormidiales, Klebsormidiaceae. The record is from the annotation of a GenBank genome assembly.
GCACGGAACUCUGGCAUGGCAUUGGCAUUGACGAAGAAUUUGAACGUCGAGAGAACUUUGUGUUAUUAAUCGCACUAUCCAAGUAUCCUGGCGGGAUCCUGGCCUCCAUGUGAGAGUAUUCGGCAAGGGCGGCUUGCUCGGAGACGAGCAACAUGGCAGGAGGGAGGCGGCAACAUGGCCUCCUUACAAAGGAGAAGCGCUCAGGUCUCAAGAAGCUCAAUGCUGUCUUGCUUAAGUCGCCGAACUUUGAGAUUGCCUGUGUAGCACUCAAAGUGAGCAGGGAGUUACAAACCAAGUGCAAUGAUCAAGACUUUGAACGCUUGGCAGAUCACCUCUGUCUGCAGUGCGUGCGCAUCUGCAAUGAUGUAAAGGACGAGGUAUUCGCUUCAAUGCAGCAAGAGCUGAGGUGGUGACAGCGGUUGGCAAGGAGCGCAAAAGGUUGGUGGUUGCGUGGCUGGACAGGAAAUGGAAAGGAUUGCCCUCGAUCGAUCACGAAGGCUCCAGUAGCUCCCAGUUCCAGAAUGAAAGCGCGCAUACUGAGGUCGUGUAAGAUGAGGGGAUAUGCCUCCAACAUGAGGAUGACGCUAACGCCCUUCUGGGCGCCAGUGAAAAAUGUGUAGGCCAGGUUGUUGCAGAAGAUGCCACUAACAUUGCGCAGGGGGAAUUGGAACCAGAUGGGUUGAAUCAGAAUGCAGCCAAUCAACAUGGCGUAAUUGAGGGCCAGCUUCAGAUGUUGCGCCAAUGCCAAGAUGAUAUUGCCAAGCUGCUCUCUGAGCGACGGACUAUGGACGAGCGGCUGGCGGACAAACUGGCAGAACUGUCCAAGGAGCCUGGGCAAGAAGCAUCAUCUAGAUACCUCAGGGUUGAGCUAGCCCAGGUCAGGGACACACUGCUGCGGAGACUACGUCUCGAGUCCCGCGAGCUACUUCAUGACUUUGAAAAAGUCGAUGCUGCAGUAAAAGUCGUGGAGCAAGAAGAGGAGGGUUUGAUCGCCCAAGACUUUGUGGAGGCUUCACCAGAGGGAGCGAGUGGCCCUCACAAAAGAGGUGAUGCUAGAGCCAAUGAAGCGCCGUUGAAUGUCUCUGAAAUGGCAAAAGAACCAGAAGGGGGUCGGAUGCAAAAGCCAGGGGAAAAGCGAGGGGAAAAUGGUGACGAGGAGUCACUGACAAAACAAGCCAGGGAUCCGGAAAAGUCGGUUCCUGGUGAAAAAAACGCCCCGGUAGGAGCGUCAACUGUACAGAGAGAGGUCAGUGCUGCAGCGAGUGUACUGGAGGAGGUUGCAGAGGUAGCGGACGCUGAGCCUGACACCAGACCUGCCUUGACGGCCUUGUACGAUGCUGCCACAAUAGGAAGUCAGUCGUCUGAAGCCUUGCCAAUUGCUGUGGCGACGGCUGAUUGUGUUCCCCCGAAUACACCAUCGGUCGCAGAGGACAGGCCAGGCGGAGAGGAAGCCGCGCUGUGUUUGGAAGCAUUUGAGGCAGUUGCCAGCAAAGCCGAACUGUUAGAAAGGGCAGACGUGGAGGUUUCCGAAGAAGGGAAGACCAUGAGCAGCCGGGAAGCAACCCUGCCGUUCGUAGAUUCUGUUUUAGACGGAGUGGGCAAAGGUUCGACGGUGGGGCUGGGCUUCAAGCGGAAGCGACAUGGUGACCGCCUCAAGCGAAAACGAUCUGAGUUUGAGGAUGUUCUCGUUUUCGAUUGGAACUUUGGGUGGGAGGAUGAUGCAGCCUUAAAAGUCUUUGAAGCAUUCUUUGACAAUAGCGACUCUAGCGCCUCGUUUCGAACCUCUGAACCCGAACAAAGGAUGCCUAGGCAGGCGGCCGAGUUUGGCCGCUUUAGAAGCUCUUUAUUGGCAGAUGUAGAGGAAUCUCAAAACACGGUUCGAUCAGGCGGAAAUGCGACUGGUAAACGUCAUCGCCGAAAACAAUUGGUGCCUCUCCAAGUCGUCAACUUGCCCAUCAAAGAAAGCAUGAAAGAAUGUUGACAGCAUCAAUUUUGCCUUAAUCGAGACAAAUUUUCUCAAGC